Molecule: messenger RNA, 1128 nt
Organism: Fulmarus glacialis (Northern fulmar)
Lineage: Eukaryota; Metazoa; Chordata; Aves; Procellariiformes; Procellariidae
Gene: IVD
Product: isovaleryl-CoA dehydrogenase
Exons: 11
Biological process (GO): L-leucine catabolic process
Cellular component (GO): mitochondrion
Molecular function (GO): 3-methylbutanoyl-CoA dehydrogenase activity; flavin adenine dinucleotide binding
Source: RefSeq, a predicted model, not a curated record
CUUAGACAGACCAUGACAAAGUUCUGUCAAGAGCAUUUGGCUCCAAAGGCCCAACAGAUUGACCAGGAAAAUGAAUUCAAAGGCAUGCGGGAGUUUUGGAAGAAACUUGGGGAACUGGGAGUUCUGGGCAUCACAGCUCCAGCGGAAUAUGGUGGAUCUGCUUUGGGGUAUCUGGACCACGUGCUGGUGAUGGAGGAAAUUUCUCGUGCAUCAGCAGCUGUUGGGCUUAGUUACGGUGCCCACUCAAACCUCUGUAUCAACCAGCUAGUGCGUAACGGCAAUGAGGCCCAGAAGAACAAGUACUUGCCCAAGCUAAUCAGUGGGGAGCACAUUGGAGCCUUAGCAAUGAGCGAACCCAAUGCUGGAUCUGAUGUUGUGUCCAUGAAGCUGAAGGCAGAUAAGAAAGGAGACUACUUUGUUUUGAAUGGGAACAAAUUUUGGAUCACCAAUGGGCCAGAUGCAGAUGUUCUCAUCAUUUAUGCUAAAACUGACAUUAAUGCUGUUCCAGCCUCCCGAGGUAUCACUGCGUUCAUUGUGGAGAGGGGAAUGCCAGGUUUCAGCACAGCCCAGAAGCUCGAUAAGCUGGGAAUGAGAGGGUCUAAUACCUGUGAACUGAUCUUUGAAGACUGCAAGAUCCCUGCUGAAAAUGUCUUGGGGAAGCUGAGCAAAGGAGUCUACGUUCUGAUGAGUGGACUGGACCUGGAGAGACUCGUGCUGUCUGGUGGACCUCUGGGGCUCAUGCAAGCUGUUCUUGAUCACGCAAUUCCAUACCUACAUGUAAGAGAAGCGUUUGGACAGAAAAUUGGCCACUUCCAGCUCAUGCAGGGCAAAAUGGCCGAUAUGUACACACGGCUGAUGGCGUGUCGGCAGUAUGUCUACAACGUGGCGAAGGCCUGCGACCAGGGCCAUUUCAAUGCGAAGGAUUGCGCUGGAGUGAUCCUGUAUUCAGCAGAGUGUGCUACCCAGGUGGCUCUGGAUGGGAUUCAGUGUCUGGGUGGAAACGGUUACAUCAAUGACUAUCCGAUGGGGCGUUUCCUGCGUGAUGCCAAGCUCUAUGAGAUAGGGGCAGGCACCAGUGAAGUGCGCAGACUCGUCAUUGGCAGGGCGUUUAAUGCCACUUUUAAGUAA